Hydatigera taeniaeformis is the source of this 327-nucleotide messenger RNA. The record is from the annotation of a GenBank genome assembly. NCBI's taxonomy places the organism in Eukaryota, Metazoa, Platyhelminthes, Cestoda, Cyclophyllidea, Taeniidae.
AUGCAUCCAAUCGAGGAGUUUGUGAGCUACUUCACUUUCCUCCAUGAGUUGGGUCAAUACUUUCUUGAAGUGAAGGAGAAGGAGAUCCGUCAUGCAAUGACGUGUCUCUUUGUGGAGAUCCUUCUACCCGUUGCUGCAGUAGUACGUCACGAGGUGAACAUUCCCGCGCUGAAGAAUUUCGUCGAUCUGCUCUACAAUCCCGCCUUUGAAUUGGCAAACAAAAAGAAGCAUGCUCUAGUGAGUGAUUUCGAGUUUGAUAGGAAUUAUCGUUUGACUGGUAUCACGUUUUUUAUUUACGUUACUAAUAUAACAUACAUUCAAAUAUAA